AUGACCUUACCACUGCAGCCUGUGAACCCUGGUUUUGAUCUCCGUUUGCGGAACUUGACUGAGCGGAGGAUCGCAUCCAACCUGUUCCUCCAGCAGCUCCUAUACUAUAGAAUAUUCUUCAACAUCGCCUGGUUGCUCUUCUGGAUGGUUUUCAUCUUCAAAAAUUACUGGGUUGGUCUGGAACUAAAAGACAAUGACAUCGUCCGCACGAUUUUCUUCAUCUUCUGGUUUCUUGCGGAGCCAAUUCGCUUGUUUGCCGGAUGGUACGGGAACCUGCAGGAGAAUCUUCCCUGGCUGCUUAUGUUCACCAUUCUGUCACUGGUUCCGGAGCAAGGAACCAUUCUUUACCUGCUUGUUGGAACAUCUAGGCGAACUGCCUACACCAGGGCGGUCCAAAUGGUGAUGCUGGUGCUGCAAUGGCUGGAGCUCCUCACCGGCCUCUACACGUGUGUUACAAUGUACAAGGUGCAGAAGCGCCAGUUCUACCUGUUCGAGUACAUCCUCAACCAGCGCCGCCGGCACCGCCUGGCAGCGCCAGCCCCUGCUCUGCUCGUCUUGCCAGUGUACGGCGACGUCGGCACCGCCACUGGGGACGAGAGCAGGCCCUCGCUCGCUAUCGCAAGGCACAAUGGGGUGCAUUAUGGCAGCUGA
Messenger RNA from Volvox carteri f. nagariensis, 651 nucleotides. RefSeq lists its product as uncharacterized. The coding region runs from base 1 to 651 and encodes 216 amino acids. Gene Ontology annotation, cellular component: ciliary transition zone. The record is from RefSeq and is a predicted model, not a curated record. The transcript has 7 exons. NCBI's taxonomy places the organism in Eukaryota, Viridiplantae, Chlorophyta, Chlorophyceae, Chlamydomonadales, Volvocaceae. Gene Ontology annotation, biological process: non-motile cilium assembly.